AUGGCUCCAGUACCCAGUGGCGUAACUCCUGUAACAUCUACUUCCCUGCUUGGUCUGCGGCAGGCAUCAGACAUGCUAGAGCAGCACGCUGCCGUCACCAAGGAAAAGCGCACCAGUCAUCAAUAUUCUCAAAUCACCAGGAAAUCCAAUGGAGAAGCCAACACGCUCGCUGAUGUUGUCAAAUCUCUUGCCCGCCGGGACAGCGACGAAAAUACGGUCUCCCGGGUAUCCGAUACCGACUAUGCCAGCCUGCUGGAAUGGAUACGGUGCGAGAGAAUGAAAAAGCUGCCACCAGAAGGGAGUAGUUUUGACAAAGCCCUUGUAUGGGCGGCCUUGUUUGUCGAGCGUGUACACUCAUUUGAUUCGGAGAUUGCGCACUUUGCAGGCGAUAGUCAUCUCGCUGCUCAGCUUUCUUAUGGAUAUUGUGCGAGCCUACUUGAGUUGGGUGAGCAAAAUGCCUCCGCCCUUAUGGAUCUCUUUGGCUUCUUUUACCGCUGCUCUACCGGUCUCGGUAACCUGCUGGAUCGUGCAGAGCUCUUUUUGGUAUCCUCCGAUAUCAAGGAUCAGCUUAUUCUCGCGUUGGCAGACUUGGUUACUCUCGUUUCUUGCGUUGCCAGACAUUUUCAUCGAUCGCUUCUCUCCUCGGAGUCGGUGUCAAUUGAUAUCUAUCGCACAUUUCCCAGUCCAAUCGAUAGCUUCCGUGGUCGUUGCGAGCACGUGUCGGAACUCAUGUGGCAUCAUCAAUUGACGCGAGAGGGGCUUGAUGUGGAUAAAGUGGUCGGAAUACAUACGCUGAAGGACUGGCUGCAGCCUGAUGACCCGGCACUCGCUCAUGUCACGGAAGCCUUGGUCCCGUCUGCCCAGGAGCGCGAGGAGGCCACCUGUAUGUGGGUGAAGCCAUAUUUGACACGGUUCUUGAAAGGCAAGCAGCAGGUGCUUUCUAUCACUGGGAAACCGGGAUCCGGAAAGACGGUCUUGUCGACCGUGAUAAACGAUUAUCUGCAGCAUCCCGUAGGAGGGAUGAAGUACACGCCAAUCUUGGCACCUAUCAACGGUCGCAUUCCUGUCAACACGACUCCGACCGCCAUAGCCAAGACGAUUCUGUUGCAGAUGUUUAACAAACGUCUCGGCAACGUCCAGCUAUAUCAGAUUUUGGCCGAUGCUUACACUAACAGCAAAUCAACUGUUGACGAAAAAUCACAUGACGACUUGCUUUGGAAUACUAUCUCAAGUGCACUCCAGGCCAGCCUGGUCGGUGCUAGAGAACUGGUCUUGGUCCUUGAUGGUGUUGAUGAGGCCAGCUGCGGAGAGAUGGCCAUGUCGCAUCGUUUGCAUGAAACUGUGUCCAAAACCCCUUCCAUGAAACUGAUCAUGCUUGCUUCUCCGGCAAUAAAGUCAAUGCCUUCCGAGACGACAGUGCAGGUGACUCUAGGAUUCAUUUUUGAUGACAUUGCGGCAGUCACGCGCAAGAUUCUUACCCAGAGCCACGCGUUUAAUGCUAUGUCGGCUGAAGACCAGGAGAUGACGGUCGUUAAGGUCACAGAAGCCUCCGAUGGAUCUUUCCUCUGGGCGAAAUUGGCCUCGAAGCGCCUGCGCGAUGAGAACCCCCCGAAUAAGGCCGCAUUUUCCAAAUCCGUGGAUAGUCUUGUCCAGGCUGGAUACAAAAUCUUCGAUCUUGUCUCAUACACCUUGCAAUCAAAACUAAAUGAGGAUACGAAGAAGACCUUGCUCUGGCUAGCUACUGCAAAUCGCCCUCUCACCCAGCGAGAAUUAGCUGCUCUUCUCUCCAUCCAGCCCGACAGGGCUGCCGUCAUCGAGAACCAAGCCGUCGACAUCCCUCACCUGCUGAAACCGGUUGCUUCGCUUGUAUUUCUCUAUAAUGAGCUGGUCUACCUUAGACAUGCACAAGUGCGCACCGCUAUUCUGGACGUUAUCUCAAAGCACAACCUACUGCCCGCGAUUAAGGAUCGCAAAGUGGACUUUGCACAGAGACUCUUGUUAUACUCAAAACAUACUCUGACCGGAAAUCAUGAUCCCUCGUUGGAAGCAAUGAAUAAGCGGAUCACCGACGAACUGCUGGAGAAACAUUGUCUGCUGGACUUUGCGCUUCGCUAUUGGGCAAGCUAUGUCAAUAUUGCAUUUGGUUGCACCAACAACCAAGAGCUCAAUACAGCGGCUAAGAAUUUGCGGUCGGUUUUUCCUACCAGCUCUGCUGUGCCACUUCUAGAGAUGACCACAUGGGCGAACAAGGCGACGCCAUCGCUCCGGUCCAUUCAUGGGAUUCAAACGAGCUUGUACCGUCAAAUCCUGAGCAGCAAUCACCCAGCCACCCUACAAGCCAUCAUCUCUCAGGCACUAUUCUACAGACAGAUCUACAGUACUGUGCCUGCUGAGAGCACUCGGAUCUUUUAUGAGGCGGCGAAGAUAUGUCAGAAUGUGCUAUCAGUCCGGCAUCUCAUCACUAUGCAGAUGACAAAAUUCUUCCUGGAUACUACGACCGAUCAAAUUACUGAAUCUAAGACGGAAGUCUUGACCUGGCGCGUCGAGAUGCUCAAGGUGCUGUUGGAAUGCUACAAGGUUCACCACUCAGCAACAAGCAUUGUGAUCACCUCUACGCUGAAGCAGUUAUCUGAGCACUAUUUGUUGGUCAAAGAGGACCAUAAAGCGCAGGAGAUUAUUGAGUCUCUCGAGGGUUCAAUUACCAAUAGCACACCCCAGCGAAGUGGAUCGCGGCAGAUGGACGAGUCUUUGCUAGUCCAUUUACACGGUCGGAAGGGUCCAACGGAGACAGGAACCCCUCUGACCUUUGAUGAUAUCGAGGCGGAUGAGCUGAUUACCUUCUCUUUUGAUAUAAAAACUCUUUUGGACCAGGCAGAGCAUCAAAGUGCAGAGCAGCAUGUUGUGGAGGCCGAACAAACGUAUGUGGAGCUGUGGCAGCAGGCUAGCCAUGCGUAUCAGUUCAACCACUCCACUGGGCACAAGCCCUCGAUGGUGCGAGGUGUUGUCGCCUACACGAAAUUCCUCCAAGGUCAGAAGAGAGACAAUGAGGCCGCAUCAAUCCUCGCAGGAUUCUGGGAAGAGUAUGAUAAAACCACUCUUAGCGCCGAACCUUUGGUGCCUCAUUUGUUGGAGAUUGCUCAGAUUAUGAAGUCCGUGGGACUGGCCGUACUAGCCCUCGAGGUCCUGAAGCAUUGCGCACAAAGUACUAACAAGAAGGGUGCUGCCUAUAAAGACGUGGAAAGGCAUAUCGAGUCCACAUCUCGGGAAGUGAUGCGCUCAAUUUCUACAACGUCGGUGAUGACGGAGUCAACCCUAACAGAAAUAGUAAAUAGCGCAUCAAGUGCCGAACAGGUUUCUAGUCGGUCGGCUCUCUCGCUGGUGGAAAUUUACAUGUCUCAACACCGCUGGCGUAAUGCCACAGGUGUUUUGAAACGAGUGCUGCGGAGUUUGUGGCCAGCGAUGUUUGCUCCAUCGCCCGAAGAAGUCGUUCUACCAUCAACCCAUGUUGAGUACUGUAUUGAACUCGCAGAGCGCCUUGCUGGCUGUUACCGCUAUCGGCAUCACUCGGUGAAGGAAGAAGAUACUCGGACCCGGCUAUAUCGUGCAGCCCGGCGUGAUCGGUCAGCAUGCGGAGAUCAAGUCUUGGAGCGAGUCACAGUGGACCUGCUUCGUCUAUACGAGCGGACAUUCCAGCCCGAAAAGGUCAUCACCAUCCACCAGGAUAUGCUGCACGAUUUCACUAAGCGGUUCGGUACGGAGCAUCCCGCUGUGUUCCAAAAGCUCUGGACCUUGGCAGAGCUUACGCGUCCACAUCCCAUCGCAGUGGAAUAUUACCACCAGAUUGUGCAGUUGCUGAACAAGGACUCGGAAACGUGUCACCCGGACGCUUUCGAGCCACUUCUGAUUGUGGCGACGGAGCUCUUGAAACAAGAUCGUUAUGCGGAUGCCCUCAAGCCUUGUCGAGUCUUGUUCAAUACCCUGCAAACCCCGAAUAUCAGCAAGAAAUUGCAGGACCAGACAUUUGUCCGGAAUAUCUACGAAGGUUAUGUUCACUGUCUGCGCGUGGCUAACAGUGAGGCUUCCGUGAUUCAUGAUGUGACCGUGCAGUAUCGCAAAUCGUGCAUUAGUCUGUUCGGUGCGAGCUCGUCAAUCACGAUACAAGCAACCAAAACACUCGCGAACAUCUGCCAAGAGUCCAAGGAAUACGAAACGGAAGCCGUUCAGCUCUACCAAGAGCUCUUGCAGGUCAAAUCCAGUGAAUUUGAGAUCGACCAUCAAGAUAUCCGCACCACCCUCGACACUAUAUAUGAACAACAAAGUGCUGCCUUGACAACUUCGAAAGUGGAGAAUAUGACUACGAAGGAGGUAGAGCAGGUGGUGUCUGUUCGCACUCAACGACUGGCCUCGAUCCGCUCCAGCUACGGGUGGGCUCAUGAAGAAGCACUUUCCCAGAUGGAAAAUAUUGUCUCGCUAUAUGUUAAGCAAGACAAGCUACAGGCUGCUGUGUCACUGCUACAGGAGGCAACAGUGCAAGUGCUGUCGACAGAGACAUCCUCAAUAAAGCUGGCUGUAGCGGCCAAGAGUAUUGCAGCCGGAUACAUUUCAGCUGGUCAAGUUCACAAGGCCAGGGAGCUUGCCGACGAGAUUUAUCUCCACAUAAUUAUCAAGGCCAGCAACAGCGCCAGUGCCCUUGGCUUUGACAAAACUUCGAACCGGCGGCUAGGACUUGGUUUCCUGGCGCAGCUUGAAUACACCAUCCAGCAAUCUACAGAUGACUCGACUACGCUGAACGAGAUCCACGCCGCCCUAACCACGGAGUAUCUAUACUUUGAAAAAUUCCGGGCGAUUCUCGCGUCAGAGACUUGCAAUCUGCAACAGACAGUGCCCAAGGUGGCUCGCAUGUACGCGUUCCUACUCAGUCGCCGCCGCCGAUUAGCUGCUACUCAGAUGGUGGAUCAAUAUACUAGCUUCUUCCUGAAGACUGAGGGCUCCAGUCUGGAUAUCGACUUUAACCAGGCCAAGAUCUUCAUUGAGACGGUUCUAGAGUACUUCAGCACUCAUGCCUCACGCGACUUUGCCCGUUCAGUGGCCAUCGCUAGUUACAACCGCGCAGCCCAGCAGCUCAAUUCUAAAGAUUACCAGUCUGCCUGCCAUCUGGCGUUCACGACAAUGAAAUAUAUCGGUGCCCGCCAUGGCUACUCGUCCCAAGCAACACUCAAAUUGGUGUUCAAGCUUGGUCUCCUCAUCGCCAGUAAAGAGAUCGACACUCAUCCAGGAGACUCAUCUAAGAAUUACAUGUCGAGCGUAUCGGGAAUGAUUCUCCGCGACACGCUUACUUAUUUCAAAGAGCACAAUGUCGAGUUCACACACCUGGAUGUGACGAGUGUCAAUAGCUUGAUCAAGGUUCUUGAUGAGCAACACGACUACAACUCCUUGGUCUGGGUUCUCACAUCCCUGUGGAACAACCGUGUGCAUGCCCUAUCACAGCCCCAGCACGCAUACAUCCUUGCUCUCGGGCGCAUGCUGGUCAUUAGUCGCUACCUCAUCGGUGACUACACGGCAUCCAUCAAGCUCGCAGAGGAUCUUGUAUACAACUGCGCUCGUGUCCAUGGUCCCCGCCACCCGAGCACGGUCGAGAUCACCGUCCUGCUAUCGCAGAUGUAUACUAGCGUGGCUCAAGGGUAUCAGAACCAGAAGACCCGGCGCGAGCUAGCCUAUCGGUACUAUCGUAAGGCCGCCGCGUUGCACGAGAACGCUUUACGCGUGUUCAUUGACCCGUCCUCAGCAUCUGCGAGCGACGUGGACAUGGAGGUUAUCUCGGGAAUGUCAUCGCCUUCUUCCGCAUCCAGUCCAGGUGAAAAUGAAGAAGGGAAACAUGUCCGACAGCACUUGCGCAUGCUUAAACUUGCCGUUGAGCGCCUCGGUGAUUGGCCCAAGGAUUACUCUGAAUAUGAACGGCUUAACAACGAUCUUUUUGGUGCAUUUGCGCAUGACCUGGAGGGAGUGGAAGGUGUUGAGAAAUGGAAUUUGCAAUCUUUUGGAUCUGGUCAGGCUGAGGCUAGUGAUGACCUAAUCUCUUUCCAUCGUGAGGGUCUUGCGAUUGCUGUUUGA
This is a messenger RNA of Penicillium odoratum, 6111 nucleotides long. RefSeq lists its product as uncharacterized. Gene Ontology annotation, molecular function: protein binding. The record is from RefSeq and is a predicted model, not a curated record. The transcript has 4 exons. Bases 1 to 6111 code for a protein of 2036 amino acids. NCBI's taxonomy places the organism in Eukaryota, Fungi, Ascomycota, Eurotiomycetes, Eurotiales, Aspergillaceae.